UGCAGUGCUAAGCAGGGAGCAAUGGUGCUUGGAGUAUCCAGAAGCAGCAGUUAUCUGGAAACACAGCGGUAAUUCUGAAAGCAAGGGUUUGUGUGAACAUCGGGGAAUAUGAGCAAAGAAGCCGAGCAAUGCCGACCUGCGUCUUUAAAAUUUACAAUAGAUAGCAUUCUCAAUCUUAAACAAACGAGUAAAGAUCUGGAAACCUCUCCUCCAACGCGGCAAAUCGAGGCAGACAUCAAAAACAGAUUACAACUGCGGCUUGAACUGGAUAAAGAUUCGAGUGGCAGGAAUGAACCUGACUGUACAAUACCAGAUAUAGGGCAAAUACACACAGACUGUUAUAACGACAAUGCACAUGCUCUCGCUGUCAGCAGAGAUGAUGCAUUUAAACGAAUGGAAUCACUUCCAGGGACCGAAAGCACCGACAGCGGGGAAGACGGACCUUCAUCAAAACACACAACCAACAAGAAAAACAAAAUGAUCAAGAAGAAAACUCGUACUAUUUUUUCGAAGAGACAGAUUUUUCAGCUGGAAUCGACAUUUGAUAUGAAGAGGUAUCUCAGCAGCGCAGAAAGGGCCUGCCUUGCGAGCUCUUUACAACUUACAGAAACCCAGGUAAAAAUAUGGUUCCAGAACCGCAGGAAUAAAUUGAAACGUCAGUUAUCUACAGAACUCGAGGGACCAAAUGCAGAUAACCAUUUUCCUGAUGCUGGAAAGACUGUGCAACUUCCAGCUAUCUACAAAGAAAGCAAUAUUCUAGGUAGAUGUUUGCUGCCAAUGCCUUUUCCUAUUGUGUAUGCCGGGAGCAGCAGGCCUUAUUUCUGUUUUUCAAGCGCCAGCAAAUAUUUUAAUCUUUUUGAUGGAGAUGUAUGACUUUUUAAUUGAAUAACUACCUGGAAAGUAUUCCAAAUUUUACAUCUAACUUUACAAUCAGCAUCUGAUUUAUUCACGACAAAAAAUUUUUAUUUUGUUAGAAUAUAACAUAAUUUAGUCUUUUCUGUUUCAUUAUUAAUGUGAUAUAUUUUGUAUUAUUAUUUAAAACACAUAUUUGUCAUCACUUAAUAAUACAUAUAGUCCUGAAUAACAGCUAUGUGAUUACAGGUGUUUCUCAAAUGUUUAUUUUUCAUUUGUAUUUAAAAUUAUUAAUUAUUAUUGGUUUAUUCUAUGCCAGUAAGAUAAAGAAAAGUUCUUGUCGACUUUUAAAAUUAACUAUCUCUUCUUCUUCUUCUUCUUCUUCUUCUUCUUCUUCUUCUUCUUCUUC
Molecule: messenger RNA, 1261 nt
Organism: Polyodon spathula (Mississippi paddlefish)
Lineage: Eukaryota; Metazoa; Chordata; Actinopteri; Acipenseriformes; Polyodontidae
Gene: hmx4
Product: H6 family homeobox 4
Exons: 2
Coding region: 109-873 (254 amino acids)
Biological process (GO): regulation of transcription by RNA polymerase II
Cellular component (GO): nucleus
Molecular function (GO): DNA-binding transcription factor activity, RNA polymerase II-specific; RNA polymerase II transcription regulatory region sequence-specific DNA binding
Source: RefSeq, a predicted model, not a curated record